AGACGAAAAUGGGAUAAAACUAUUGAAGAAUUAGAAAACUGGUAGAUUUAGACUAGAUAUUAGAUUGUACUAUAGUUCCUUAGUUCCACUGCACCAAACCAACUUCAUUCCUCAUUCUUCAUUCUUCAUCCACACACUCCACUAUACCAGGAAUUGAUCUGGGUAUAAAAUGGCAAAACUAAAGCUUCCUCCGCAGGGUGGAGAGAAAUGGCUCUGUAUCUUCACAUUCCUCUUCAUGAUGUUCAGUGUACUCUGUACUGUUUCUGUAAUCUACUGUAUAGUUAUCAUCUAUAUACCAUCAAUGGAAGAAUUACAAACGGAUUUCCAGGGUCCUAAGCGAUGUACAACUUCUUUGGUGGAGAGGAAUAUUACCAGUGUACCUGGAGAUGGGAACUGUGACUGGGCGUCCUGUGAGGAAUGGUGUCUAUCCCAGGGUUCAAGUCCUUGCAGUAAAAUGUAUGGGAUACUCAGGGAGAUAGGAGCAUCUGUAACCUAUGAGCAGUGCGAUCUUGAACCUGAAGGAGGUUUUGUCGAUCAUCUCUGCACUACUCUAGACGAUCUCGAAGCUGUAAACUGUAAACGAUCUAAACGAGAACCUGAGAAUCCUGGUAACCGUGAGCUGUGUGUAAACUUCAACACAAUGAUCUCCUGUGAGAAAGGGUAUUGUAAGAAUGUUUCUAGGAUCUAUGACUGCAUCUACAAGGAUAUGUACCAAGAUCUCUUGAAUAAGACUAAAGAUUCUGAUGGUUUCUGUAACUGUAACCGGUGCACCACUAGUAACACUUCUAUACCCGGAGAUUGUCCGAAAGAAACAGCUUUCUGUUUCGCCAAAGGAAGGAACCCUGAAGAGUAUGAUGAGAAGGAGAAGCUUCUAUGUGCAGCUCCAACCUGUCAGAACUGCUACGAUAUUUGUAAAACUAAACAUCAAUGUUUAGAUAUGAAUAGCAGACGGGAUGUAGUUUACUUCGGAGUAGACGAGUACGAUGAUCCUAUGCUGACCUACUACGACUGCAAGAACGGAGUCUGUACUGAGAUCUAUGAUCUCAUCUGUAACCGAACCUGUGAUCAUAAGAAGUUUGAUUUUAAUACGAUCAACGUAGUUGUUCUCCAGGGUGAGAGGUUGGUAAUGAGUAAAUGCCGGAAAAUGUUUAUUAACGGAACAGUUCCUAUUCCCUUAUCUGCAGUCAGCAACAAUAACUGGAAUAUCCUAAUCUCCAGCUGCUCUAAUGUAUCUGUGGACCGGAACAUGAAGUCUAUCCAGGCUGAGGACUGCUUGAAUGGCACCUGGGUAGAGAAUAUGGGGAUUAUAGACUACAAUACAAUAACCAGGAAAUAUCUAGAGUACAGGCAUAAUCCAGACAGGUGGGUAAAGAACAGGGUGGAUGAUGAGGAAUCUGUGAUACCCUGGGAGGAACAUAUUGUUAUUUAUAAUCAGACGAAAAUCAAGAAAAACCAGCAGGGUUGUGUUAACACUCUUUCCAUGGAGUGUAUGGACUUCUUCGCUAGGUUUGCCCGGGAUGGAGCAAACUAUACAGCUAGAGCAGUUUUUGAUUGUUAUUAUAAUCCUGAAGAUACGGACUAUGUAGUCAUUGAUUACCAACCAGAACGGACAUUCUUCUUUUUAUUGAUGUGGAGUGUUAUCCCUGGGAGUAUCAUGGUUGUAUCCUGCUUGUACAUGUGUAUCUGCAGUAGGUUCAUAUUCAUCGGAGAUGAUGGUCAUAUGAGGAUUAUCUGCUGUGGGAAUGCUGUUACAGGCAUUGGAAACGUAGCAGUUUACACCCCACCAACAAAAUCGAAAUCAUAAUUUUCAGAUUGCAAGAUUCUUAAAUCAUAAUUUUCAGAUUGCAAAAUUCUAUAAUCAUAAUUAUCAGAUUGCAAGAUUCUAAAAUAAUAAUUAUCAGAUUGUAAGAUUCUGAAAUCAUAAUUAUCAGAUUGCAAGAUUCUAAAAUAAUAAUUAUCAGAUUGCAAGAUUCUAAAAUAAUAAUCAUCAGAUUGCAAGAUUCUAAA
Eurytemora carolleeae is the source of this 2007-nucleotide messenger RNA. RefSeq lists its product as uncharacterized. The transcript is spliced from 17 exons. The coding region runs from base 170 to 1804 and encodes 544 amino acids. Gene Ontology annotation, biological process: regulation of sodium ion transport. Gene Ontology annotation, molecular function: sodium channel regulator activity. The record is from RefSeq and is a predicted model, not a curated record. NCBI's taxonomy places the organism in Eukaryota, Metazoa, Arthropoda, Copepoda, Calanoida, Temoridae.